AUGACAGACACACUUGGCAUCCACUGGAACCUGAUGGAGGAACUGGGCUGGCGGCCCGUCUUCGCGCUCCUCAUCAUCUCCAAAGCUGGCUCGCUCAUCUACCACCGCACCUUCCCGACCGCCGCCCCGGGCACCGCAGCAGGGAAUCUCACGGGCCAGAACCAGACCCAGACGGUACAGGGCACGCUGGGCCUCCCGGGAACGUCUACGCUCACGACCAACGACUACCUCGUCCUAGCCGGCACAUUCCACGGCGUCCACGCAAUCACUCGCUCCCUCACGCCUAAACUGCCAGUGACAACAUCCGCGACCGCAAACCCGUCGGGCAAGACAUGGACGUAUCCGGACCCGACCGUUGCUCCCUCGGGCAUUGAAUCCCUUGAAUCCUCCUUCUUCCGCCUCACGGUCUUCCAGACCCUGAGCGGGACAAAAUUCUUGCUGUUCACCGACCCGAGCAUGCCCAAUACAGAUCUCCUCAUGAAGGGCGUCUACGAGAGAUACGCAGACUACGUGUGCAAAAACCCUUUUUGGCAGAUGGAGAUGCCAAUCAGGAUCGAAGCGUGGGACAGGAGUCUGGGACAAUGGUUGACGAGGCGGUGA
Messenger RNA from Cladophialophora bantiana CBS 173.52, 600 nucleotides. RefSeq lists its product as uncharacterized. The transcript has 2 exons. The record is from RefSeq and is a predicted model, not a curated record. NCBI's taxonomy places the organism in Eukaryota, Fungi, Ascomycota, Eurotiomycetes, Chaetothyriales, Herpotrichiellaceae. Gene Ontology annotation, cellular component: TRAPP complex. Gene Ontology annotation, biological process: endoplasmic reticulum to Golgi vesicle-mediated transport. Bases 1 to 600 code for a protein of 199 amino acids.